Molecule: messenger RNA, 2381 nt
Organism: Dioscorea cayenensis subsp. rotundata (Guinea yam)
Lineage: Eukaryota; Viridiplantae; Streptophyta; Magnoliopsida; Dioscoreales; Dioscoreaceae
Product: nucleolin 1-like
Exons: 21
Coding region: 102-2168 (688 amino acids)
Molecular function (GO): RNA binding
Source: RefSeq, a predicted model, not a curated record
CGAGGGUAUUCAUCUCUAAACCCUCUUCUCUGGCUCUGGCUUUUCUCUUGCCUUAGAGCCGCCCCCUUCUUCGAAGAGGUUAUCUUACUGACAUCACUAUAAUGGGGAAGUCCAGUAAGAAGGCUAAUAGCAAGGUUGCUGUUCCUGCUGUUUCUGCCCCUACCUCAACUGCAUUGAAAAAGGCAGGUAAGAGGAAUGCAGAAGAGGCUAUUGAAAAGCCAGUGAAUGCCAAGAAACAGAAGAAAGAUAUUGAAGAGGUUCCAAAAGGUAAAAAUAAUGGUAAACCAAAGAAGGCAAUGAAUGUCCCACCGCCAAAAAAGAAAUCUGAAACCAGUAGUUCUGAUGACACUAACUCUUCGGACUCUGAAGAAGAGGUUAUUGUGCCUCAAAAAAAGAGUGCGAAGAUAGUGAAGUCACCAGCUCCGGGGUCGAGUAGUGAUGAGUCAUCUUCUGAUGAGGAACCUGCUGAAAAGGCUAAGAUUCCUGCAAAGAAGCCCGGAAACUCUGUAACAAAGAAUGGUCCAGCUGCUGUUUCUGCCAAGAAUGCAAAGAAGGAGAGCAGUUCUGACAGUGAUUCGGAGUCAGAAGAAGAAACUGAAGCUCGGGUUGCUGCUGCAUCCAAGAAGCCAACAACUGCAGCUAAGAAUGGAGCAGCUGUGAUUUCUAAGAAGAAGGAAUCAAGCGACAGUGAUUCAGAUAGUAGUGAUUCGGAUGAGGAGCCGGUUCCUGCAGCAAAAAAGCAAACUGCUGCUCCAGCUAAAAAUGGUAAAGCUGUUUCAGCUUCAAAGAAAGAAGACUCGAGUGACGGUGCUGAUUCGGAGGGUUCUUCAGAUGAAGAGGCUGUAGCUGCUUCCGUGAAGAAGCCCUCUGCUCCUGUUCAGCAGAAGAAACCUGCUUCAAGCGAUAGCAGUGAGGAUAGUUCUGACGAUGAUGAGCCGCCAACUGCAAAAUCAACAGUUUCUGUGACAAAGCAACAAGUAGCAGAUAAGAAACACCCCAGAUUGGAUAAGUCUACUGCAAAAUCUGAUAGUUCUGAGGACAGUUCCGAUGAGAGUGAUGAAGAACCGAAAGAAAAGAAAUUGAAAGGUGCAGUUGCAACUGUCGGAAAGGCAAAUGCUAAAACGGCGAAAAAAGAAAGCAGUGAGAGCGAGUCUGAUGAUAGUUCUGAUGAAGAACCUGCACAAACCAAAAGUAGCAAGGCUGCCAAAGAAUCUGAUUCGGAUGAAGAUGAGGAUAGUGAAGAUGAGGAUAGUGAAGACGAACAACCAACAAAAACUCCAAAGAAGGACACGGAUGUGGAGAUGGUAGAUGUUUCAAAGAAAACGCCUAAAACCCCUGCAAGUAAUCAAAGUCAAGUCUCUGGAACUUGCACGCUUUUUGUGGGAAAUUUGCCAUUUAAUGCUGGGCAGGAUGAAGUAUAUGAUUUUUUCAAAGAAGCUGGAGAAGUAGUUGCUGUCAGAUUGGCGUCGAGUGAAGAUGGUCGAUCAAGGGGUUUUGGCCAUGUGGAUUUUGCUUCUGCAGAGGAUGCUAAUAAGGCACUUGAAUUGAAUGGUCAGGAAUUGAAUGGUCGUGCUGUGAGACUUGAUCUCGCCCGUGAAAGAGGUUCUUAUACACCAGCCAGUGGUAAUGAGAACAAAUCUUUCCAGAAGGGUGGGAGAGGUCAAUCUAAUACUAUUUUUGUAAAAGGUUUUGAUAAGAAUCUUGAGGAAGACCAGAUCAGAAGCUCCCUUGAAGAACAUUUUGGGUCCUGUGGAGAUAUCGGCCGUGUUUCAAUACCCAAAGAUUACGAAUCUGGUUACCCCAAGGGGAUUGCAUACAUGGACUUUUCCGACAAAGAUGCCUUUGAAGCUGCAUUAGAGCUCAAUGGUUCUGAUCUGAGUGGCCACUCAUUAAUUGUUGAAGCUGCAAAACCAAAGGAUGAUAACCGUGAUGGCGGGGGAUGGAGUGGUGGUAGAGGCAGCGGUGGAAGAUUUGGAGGUAGAGAUAGCGGUGGAAGAUUUGGAGGUAGAGAUAGCGGAGGCAGAUUUGGUGGGCGUCGUGGUCGUGGUGGUGGUGGUGGUGGAAGAUUUGGUGGCGGCCGGGGAGGGCGUGGUGGUGGUGGGCGUGGUGGACGUGGGGGGACACCUCUAAAGAGCACAGGUAAGAAGACUACCUUCGGUGAUGAUUAGUUGCCAGGGGGGAAAGUGCCUUGGCCUUCUUUUCCCAUUUUGUGGUGUAGCUGUGGGCUAUGCGUUUUGAAGAUUGAGAGGGGAAAAUGACCUGAAUUUAUUAUAUUCUUAUAUUUUGUUUCGUUUUUUUCCUUGUUGACUUUUUUGUUUGAACCUGAAUUAAGUGACUGUUUCCUUCUAAUAUUUAUUAUUAUGAUAAUCAUGUUUGUACUC